Messenger RNA from Entrophospora candida, 183 nucleotides. The record is from the annotation of a GenBank genome assembly. NCBI's taxonomy places the organism in Eukaryota, Fungi, Glomeromycota, Glomeromycetes, Entrophosporales, Entrophosporaceae.
GAUAUUUUAAGUGUGCAAACUUUGCAUAGGGCAGGGGAGAAACGGUUUAAAAAGCAACAGCAGUUGGAAGAAAAAUUGACUUACAAGUUACGUGCCGAGGAAAAAAUCAGGGAAAAAUUGUGGAGCUUAGCCAUUCUGAGUGCGCUCGUAGAACAACUCCUGCUAAAAUUAUUAGUGAUCGCA